Molecule: messenger RNA, 606 nt
Organism: Ixodes scapularis (black-legged tick)
Lineage: Eukaryota; Metazoa; Arthropoda; Arachnida; Ixodida; Ixodidae
Exons: 3
Coding region: 1-606 (201 amino acids)
Source: RefSeq, a predicted model, not a curated record
AUGAACCCGCGAUCCCUGCUGCUCGUAAUCGCGCUCUGCUGGCCGCUGGAGUCCCUGGGUGCCCCGCCGGUGACGCGGCAGCAGGAGUCCCUGUGGGCGAGCCUGCAGCGGUACUCGCCCAUCGCCCUGGCGCUGUCGCUCAUGGCACUGCCUCUGCUGCCGCUCGUGCUCACCGGACCGGCUAGCCUCGCCGGCACGGGACAAGCCAUAAACAACCUCGCCCUUAACCCAGGUCUGCUGGUGAAGCGUUCGACCGAGAGGCCCAGCCUGCUCAGCAGCGCUCCGACGUUGCUGGACCUGAUGUCGCGCGUCGACGAGGUCCUCGAGAAGUACGACGUCACCGAGCCGGACUGCCGACUGCGGCUCGCCUGUGAGCUGCACAGGGACAGCCUCAGCCCCCAGGCGGCUUCGGUCGCCGACAGACUCGUCCGACUCUUCGGGGUGGAGCAGCGAAUCGAGAGGUCUGCAUUCGGACCUGGGACCAAGACGAUGGUGCGAGAUCUACUGAAAGCAGCGAGGCACGGACUGGGUCGACGGGACUGUUCCCAGAUCUACACAAGAUGUCCGUUCGCGCCUCGAGAGGUCCUCAAGGUCCGAUUACACUGA